Peromyscus eremicus (cactus mouse) is the source of this 582-nucleotide messenger RNA. RefSeq names its product keratin-associated protein 4-3-like. Bases 1 to 582 code for a protein of 193 amino acids. The transcript has 2 exons. The record is from RefSeq and is a predicted model, not a curated record. Lineage: Eukaryota; Metazoa; Chordata; Mammalia; Rodentia; Cricetidae. Gene Ontology annotation, cellular component: keratin filament.
AUGGUCAACUCCUGCUGUGGCUCUGUCUGCUCUGAGGAGGGCUGUGGCCAAGGCUGCUGCCAGCCCAGCUGCUGCCAGACCACCUGCUGCAGACCCACCUGCUGCCGCCCCAGUUGCUGUGUGUCCAGCUGCUGCAGGCCCAGCUGCUGUGUUUCCAGCUGUUGUGGAUCCAGCUGCUGCCGCCCCAGCUGCUGUGUUUCUAGCUGCUGCAGGCCUUCCUGCUGCAUCUCCAGCUGCUGCCGCCCCUGUUGCCGCCCCAGCUGCUGCAUUUCUAGCUGCUGCAGACCUUCCUGCUGCCGCCCCAGCUGCUGUGUUUCCAGCUGCUGCCGUCCCUGUUGCCGCCCCAGCUGCUGUGUCUCCAGCUGCUGCCGUCCCUGCUGUGGCAGUUCCAGCUGUUGUGGAUCCAGCUGCUGCCGCCCCAGCUGCUGCAUUUCUAGCUGUUGCAGGCCUUCCUGCUGCCGCCCCAGCUGCUGUGUGUCCAGCUGCUGCAGGCCUCAGUGCUGCAUCUCCAGCUGCUGCCGCCCCACCUGUUGCCAGACCACCUGCUGCCGCCCAGCAUGCUCUAGCAGUUCUUGUUGCUGA